Messenger RNA from Branchiostoma belcheri (Belcher's lancelet), 1719 nucleotides. RefSeq names its product ribonuclease UK114-like. Gene Ontology annotation, molecular function: deaminase activity. The record is from RefSeq and is a predicted model, not a curated record. The transcript is spliced from 2 exons. Gene Ontology annotation, cellular component: cytosol. Bases 120 to 530 code for a protein of 136 amino acids. Lineage: Eukaryota; Metazoa; Chordata; Leptocardii; Amphioxiformes; Branchiostomatidae.
CAAAAGUUCAAGAUUUGUUUUAAUACGUCACCAGACUGACUUUUUGUCUAGACGUCUGCAAGUAGCAACGCAGGGCUACCGUAGAACACAGCACGACUGAACUAGAAGACACGCUGACAAUGGCGGGAGUCGUCAGAAAGAUCAUCAAUGUCGAGGGAAAGAACCCUGCCAUCCCGCUCAGCAAAGCUGUUGUAGUCGGCGGCACCAUGUACAUUUCCGGGCAGCUUGGACUCGAUCCAAAGACACCGGGCAAGCUGGUACCAGGCGGUGUCGUGCCUGAAGCGGAGCAAGCACUCAAGAACAUGGGCACGAUUCUCCAAGCCGCCAACAUCGACCACAGCCACGUCGUCAAGGCGACCGUCCUCCUGGCGGACAUCAAUGACUUCGCCGCCGUCAACGAGGUGUACAAGAAGUACUUCCCGGCCAACCCGCCCGCGAGAGCCGCCUUCCAGGUCGCCGCCCUGCCCAAGAACGGCCGUGUGGAGAUAGAGGCCAUCGCCAUCGCGAGCGCCAUCGUGGAGCGCGCUUGAGUCUGAAUCCCGGUCUUCGUUCUAGUGUGCCCGUGGACCAAAAACUACAUCAAGACUACAACGUCAAUGUCAAAGACUCUCCCAUGUUGUGGACUGAUCAAUACAGGCUAGUGUUACAGUUGUGACCACGCCCCCCACCCCCACCCUUGACCGCUAACGCCAUAUCGCUGUAGUGUCCCGUGGGACCAAAAACCACCAAUGUCAAAGACUCUUUCAUGUUGUAGACUGAUGCAGAAACAUACAUACUUGUCUGUAGUUACUGCUACACCAUUUCAAGUUGCGCCCUCCCCCUCUUGAGUACUCACCCAUGAAAAGACCCUAAAAUUUCCAUAAUUAUUGUCUCCGCGCUGAAUUAAGCUGGACUGUUUCCAGAGCCUACACAGCCUCGCAGGCCAGUUCCUCCACUCCAGGGCCAGGGCCAACAUGCCUCCAAGGGUAUUAUACCACAGCCCCCCCUCAGUUAGGCCCUGAUUCCAGGCACUCUGGCUAAGUCUGCAUCUGGGCCUAGCGUAUUCUGUGUUUGGCAUCCAGGCUACACUGAAUUUCGCCGUGUCACAGUUUUUGUUUGGGCCGUAAAUUAGGUAAUUUGGCCCCACAGGCUGAAGAACAGUCUAUUGGAAUAGCUAGACACCCUCCCUCUAGAUCUAUAUUUUCCUUGUAUUUUUGUGCAAUGUCAGAGGGACAACAUGGUGUGUUACAUUGACUCUAUUAUAAUUGUUGGUAGAUACUAGAUAGUCAGACAAUGCUUUAUUACUAAGUCAUGCAAAAGCAAGAAUCUAAUGUUAGUAUGGAACUGUAACAGUUGGGAGUUGAUCCAAAAUAGCAGACAUUGACAAACAUUUGUUGUAUAUAGAUUUAAGGUAGAUAUCAUCUGGUGCAUUAUAUGGCAUGGUGGAUAUUUUCUGGUCAACCAUAAUCCAGUUGCAUUGCAUUGAAAUGUGUCCGAAAUAAACAAGGUGCAACACAAUCUUUAUAUGCAUUGUGUACUAGAUCUUAAACCUGAAAUUGCAUUGUAUGCAUUUAGGAAUGAUGCAUCCUUAAUUCCGUGGCGGGGCAGCACUGCUAGGUUUCUAACAUUGGCCUCCAUUUUGUUUCACAUGUGGGAAUAUGUCAUCUCCAAUCUUAUCAUAAAAAGAAUUUUCAUAAGCUUAAGCUUGGUGACACUGGAUGCUUCUUCUGAUUGAAUAUG